Messenger RNA from Sabethes cyaneus, 705 nucleotides. RefSeq names its product parkin coregulated gene protein-like. The record is from RefSeq and is a predicted model, not a curated record. The transcript has 4 exons. Gene Ontology annotation, molecular function: Hsp70 protein binding; Hsp90 protein binding. Lineage: Eukaryota; Metazoa; Arthropoda; Insecta; Diptera; Culicidae. The coding region runs from base 1 to 705 and encodes 234 amino acids.
AUGUGUAAUUGUUACUGCGGUUGUCCGAUAAUCCGUGUAGUGCCUCCCUUUAGCUACCAGGUGCUGCAGUCAUGCACUCUAACCGAAGGGCCGCCACGAAUAGCCAUCUAUCGACGGAAGCGACCAUGCUGUUCGUUGUUCCGGAUGUUUUUCCUUCGGGGGGACAUUCCGGUAUCGCGUUACUUUGGCCCGAAAGCUUCCCAGCAGUUUAUCAAGUGGCAUGUCCCUCCGGCAAAGUUGGACUAUCAACGGUACCUUCCGCUGUUUUUCGAUGGCCUCUGCGAAAGGACUUUCCCCUAUCGUGAAUUUGCUCGCCAUGGAGUGCGGGAUUUGAUUGCAGCAGCUAAGGAAAAGCAGUUGCUCUGCUGCUUGCCGAUGCUGAUCCUGCCGGCAAAACGAGCCUUGCAUACGAAAGAUCCGGACGUCAUAAUCGCCACAUUACGGUCUCUACAGCAGCUGGUGCAAGCCGGUCCAACAAUUGGCCCGGCUCUAGUCCCGUAUUAUCGGCAGCUUCUGCCUAUGGCGAAUUUGUUUCGCGUUGCGGACGUAAAUCAAUGUGAUCAAAUAGAUUUCCAGGGAGGAAAUCGACUUGGAGAGGUGAUUGAAGCUACACUUAAUAUACUGGAAAGAACCGGCGGAAAGGAUGCCUAUCUGAACAUCAAGUAUAUGGUACCGACGUAUGAAAGCUGCAUAUUGAACAGAUGA